This is a messenger RNA of Diuraphis noxia (Russian wheat aphid), 3428 nucleotides long. It is a transcript of the gene scat, whose product is annotated as VPS54 subunit of GARP complex scat. Gene Ontology annotation, cellular component: GARP complex. Gene Ontology annotation, biological process: retrograde transport, endosome to Golgi; Golgi to vacuole transport. NCBI's taxonomy places the organism in Eukaryota, Metazoa, Arthropoda, Insecta, Hemiptera, Aphididae. The record is from RefSeq and is a predicted model, not a curated record. Gene Ontology annotation, molecular function: syntaxin binding.
UAUUUCCAAGUUUCCAACUAAUAUUUUUGAGUUAACUUGUUAACAGUGUUGAGUAUUGUUCCUUAGAAAAUUGGUCUACAAAUACAUUACCAGUAGGUCUUCAAAUUCUUAUGGUACAGAAAUAAUCACAUAAUACGUCUUAGAUUGACGAGUUGUCUAUCCACCUGUUGACUAAAUGUCAAUAGACCAUUAUACUCCCAUCUAAAAUCAUAAAAUAUGUUAUUGGUGUUAUUAUGGAUAGGGCUGUGACUAGAGAACCAAUUUGGCAGAAGUGCAAAUUUUGCCAAAAUGCCACGUUUGAACAUUUGCAUCAAUUUGAACGACACUUGUAUGAAGUGCAUAGUAGAAGAAAAGAUGGUCAAUACUUUUGUGAGUAUGGUGGCACUAAAAUUUGCUGCAAAAUGUCUAAUGAAUCUGACUACAAAAUACAUGUUGUACACAACCAUGCAUUCCAAUCGGUAAAUUGUGUUAAACCUUACCGUAAAACAUCAGAUAAUAAACGGCCGACAAAUGAAUGGAAUUUCUACUCAGCUUCCCAAAGUCUUGCUACUGUUUUGAAUGAUCCAAGGCGGCCUCGAUCUAAAGAUUUCUUUACUAAGAUAUGGGGUGAUAAAUUCACUGAUACAAGUCCAAUUCCGCCACCUCAACAUUUACCUGUAAUAAGGCCUCAAUACUUCCAAACUUAUCUUAAACGUAUACCAAAACGACAUAAAAAACUUGUGGAACCUCAACAGAAAAAAGAUAAACAGGAUUAUCCUUCAGAAAUCCUUCAACAAUUUCCAAAUUUCCGAUUAAAUAAAUCAACAGACAGGGUAAACUAUGAUUUAUCUGAAGUUCCGCCUAUAUUUUUGGAACCUCAUUUUGAUCUCAGUAAACGUGAAACAUUAUUUACUGUAUUUCCCAAUAUAUUCAUCACAUCAGAUACCCAUGUAAAUGAUGUUACUGCUAAUAUUAGAAUAUCUGAUAAAUCUAUCCAUGAAAAAAAGUUGAGUCAUUAUUUGGAUACUGUAGAGGUAAAGAUUGCACAACAGGUUAGUUCAAAAUCGGAAGCAUUUUUUCAUACAAUGACAUCACAUGAUACUCUUAUGGAACAAAUUCAUUUAUCAAUACAAUUGGCUCAAAACCUACGUUGUAGAAUCAGACAAGUGAAUGAAAAAUUUGUGUCAAAACCAUUGUCAAUUUUAAAAACUAGAACUACCAUUUCAAAUCAUACCAAUAUUAUUGAAAAGUUGAAAUUAAUGGCUACAGUUUACCACACACAAACAACUAUUCAAGUACUACUAUCAGCUGCUGAUUAUGUUGCUGCUUUAGACUUAAUUUAUACCACUAAGGAUUUAUUAUCUAAGGAACUUUCUGGAGUCCAUUGCUUCAGGCAUUUGACAUCAGAAUUAAAUGAAAUUAUUAAAAUGAUAGAUGCCUUAAUGGCUGGUGAAUUUGAAAGAUGUUCAUCAGCAGACCUCAAUCGCCCAUUAGUAGGUACUGAUACAGAGGUUUUGGAAAAAGACAAAUUAUUUUCAAUACUAAUGGGGAUGUUACGUCGUAAAAAUUGGGCAUUUUUAGAAGCAUAUAGCAAAGAAUGUGAAACAGCAAUAAGUGCUGCAAUUAAAAAAAGUGUUAUUGAUACAGUUGCAAAUAGUGAUGUUGAUCAUCAGAUCAAUCAGUCGUCAAAUUUAGAAAGUUAUUUGCAUUGUUUGACUACUAAUGAGUGGUUGAAUAUGCUAGAAGACUGUUCUUACACUUUGUCUCUUCUUUUACGAAGAAUAAAGGCAGGAUAUAAUAUCAUGCAACAUGCUCUUAAUGUCAGUGCUAAAAAGUUCAAUAGCCACAAUGAAAAUGCUAUUGAGUAAGACAUUGGCUUGUUAACCUAUUAUUAGUUAUAGUUAUUAUAUAUAAUUAUAAUUAAUCGCUUAAUAUUUUAUUGAUGUCUUCAAUUCUUUAAUAGUGCUGAGGGUGAACAAGUUAGUGGUAUUAACGAACAACUUAAUGGAAAUGAUGAAUCCAGAAAUUAUUGUUUAUCAGAUCAAAAACAGUUGUUGCGGUUGUCUGAAUGUAUAAAACAUUUGAGUGAAUGUUAUGUAGAAGUAUGCCCUAAUCAAGAUGUCGGAUUUAAAAUAUUACAGACUGCCAUGCAAUCAGAGGCCAAUAAUUUCAUAAAAAAAUUCCACACAGAGAAAAUCAACAAACUGCAAUUACUUUUAGAUAGCGAAAACUGGCGGCAAAAAGUUGUACCAUCAGAAUUCCAACUCUUAGUUGAAUACAUUCAAACUACUGGUCAAUUUUCAAUGCCCAAACCAUUAUCACCAAAGACAUCUACUAAACCAGCUCAGAUAUUGAUUGUAAAUGAUGAAAGUUUUGCAGUGGUUGGAACUGUGUUACUUUUGAUUCAAAUGGUAACCGAGUACUGUACAAAGGCUGAUGAGAUAAAUUUGGCCGCACAAAGUUUGUUACGUUAUGUGUGCGAUAUUUUAAGAGAGUAUAAUUCUAGAUCAUAUUAUUUAGUAUUGCAAGCUAAGGCAAUAUCAAACAAGACUGGUCUAAAGAAAAUAACAUGUACUAAUUUAGUGUUAUCACUUAGAGCUUUACAAUUGUUACUAUGGAUAGUACCUUACAUACAAACACAUUUUUAUAAUUUUUUGGAAGAAUCUCAAGUGAAUACUAUACUGAAUAGAGUUAAAAACGAUAUAACAAAACACAUCAAAGACAUACAAGACAAACUGCAUGAUAUUGUUAAACAGAUAAUUGUGCAACAAAUGUCAAACUGGGAGGCUAAACCUCCUAUUCCGUCCAAAUCGUUUCAAAAUAUUUGCAAGCACAUAUGUAAACUUCACGAGGCCAUAGCAAGUAUAUUGCCAAAAAUUCAAAUUCAAUACUUGUAUAGACGAAUUCAUAUAACAUUUAAAGAAAUCCUACAUGAAUGUAUAAACAAAAUGGAUAAUACUAAUAAUGAUGGGMCCUUACGCGGAAUUGUGUCGUCUGAAUUAAUGUUUUACAUUAAGUCAUUAGAAAGCAUUGAUGCAUUACCCAAAGAAGAAAUGGCAUUGCAGUCAAUGAACGAUAUAUGGAAUGAAAAUUUCUUAACGAACAAUGGUCAUUAAUAAAACUACACAGAAAAAUUUAGUUGAACAAAUUUGUACCUAUUUUUUAAUGAGUAAACAUUAAAGUUAUUUUAAAAAUAAUUUUGUUUUAUAUACAAGUUGAUAUAAAAACUAACAUUAAACCAAUGUAAUAAUAGUCCAAUACUUCAUAAUAUGUUUUAUCGAAUAAGCUGUUUGUUUUAUUCAACAAUUUUUUUCUGUUUUAUUGAUAUUUUUAUAAUUACAUGAGAGAAGUUAUGCAUUAACAUUUAACCUUACAUCCAAUUACAAAAAUAUGUUAAUUUUUAUUCUAUAAUGCUAAUUAUUACUAUUAUACCUUAUUUUAUUUUUUUG